Molecule: messenger RNA, 1182 nt
Organism: Hansenula ciferrii
Lineage: Eukaryota; Fungi; Ascomycota; Saccharomycetes; Phaffomycetales; Wickerhamomycetaceae
Product: Mineralocorticoid receptor
Exons: 1
Coding region: 1-1182 (393 amino acids)
Source: RefSeq, a predicted model, not a curated record
AUGACAAUUAGAGAAACAUUGAAAAGAUUUUCUUUUAGAAGAUCCAGUAAACUUGAAACUGUUAAUUCUGAUGGCACCAACGAUAUUUUAGCUAGUAACAAGAAAAAAAAUGGGAUUGGUACUGGUAAGACUUUAAAGAAAACAUUUAAACCACAUUUAUCUUCAAGUUCUAUUGCAUCAGACUCAAAUAUUACAAACCCUUCAAUUCCACCAGCAAAAAUUAAAGUCAAUUCCAAUACUGAUACAAGGUUCCAUCCAUCAGAUUCAAAUGUUAAAAGCCCUUUAAUUUCACCAGCAGGUUUAUCAUCAAAGAGUUAUGGUUUUCAAGAACCAUAUAGAGUCAAUUCCAAUGCUGAUACAAGGUUCCAUCCAUCAGAUUCAAAUGUUAAAAGCCCUUUAAUUUCACCAGCAGGUUUAUCAUCAAAGAGUUAUGGUUUUAAAGAGCCAUAUAGAGUCAAUUCCAAUGCUGAUACCAGGUUCCAUCCAUCAGAUUCAAAUGUUAAAAGCCCUUUAAUUUCACCAGCAGGUUUAUCAUCAAAGAGUUAUGGUUUUGAAGAACCAUAUAGAGUCAAUUCCAAUGCUGAUACCAAUAAGAACUUUUUAUCUAGAUUCAAAUUUAUAAAGAAAUUGUUUAACAAAAAAGAAGAUACCACAAUAGCAAAUUCAGGUUCAACAACUGAAGACAAUGAAACAAUUGACACACCAACUGAGCUUUCAGCUCAAUUAAUAAUGGAAGAUUUAAAACUGAUAAAUGAACAAUCAUACGUCAAUAACAACUUAGGUAAUUAUUCCAUGGACCACUUGACACAAAAUUCCAACAACAAAGAUUUGACCACGAGAGCAAAAGAAGUGUCAAUGUCCCAAAACCAAAAAGAUGACCAAGAUAAUAUUAUAGUUAAAGAUGAAUAUCGAAUGGAUUUAAUAGUUUAUGUCUCUUCAAAACAACCACGUGAAUAUAGAAUAGUCAAAGAAGCCUUCUACAAUGACUUUCACAUUAUCCAAAAGAAUGUUGAACCUGGUCUUAAUAUAAGCAACCAAAGAAGGGAUGAAAUUGCGGAUAAUAUAUCUGAUGUUUUGGUGAAUCGUAUAGAAUUUGAUGCCAAAACGGAUCAAUUGACAGUCAAAACGUGGUUAUUCGAUUUUAUUAUCGCUUACUUGAAGGAUGCUACUUGCCCAUCCUGA